Molecule: messenger RNA, 5517 nt
Organism: Phlebotomus argentipes
Lineage: Eukaryota; Metazoa; Arthropoda; Insecta; Diptera; Psychodidae
Exons: 8
Coding region: 1-5517 (1838 amino acids)
Source: RefSeq, a predicted model, not a curated record
AUGAGCGGGAGUCAAUUGUCGGACGAAUUGCAGGAGAAUCAGGGUGGAGGCGAUGCAGAUGCCUUUGUUCACCCAAGUGACAUUCAUGCGGCCCCGCCGCCCUUCGUUGGGGUGGCAAUAAAGCGCUCCCUGCGGCUUCCCACGGACGACGAGCCUCCACCGAGGCCUCCGCCGCCCGUGGAUCCCUUCGAGCAGAUUCCACUGCCGGGCUUUGUCAUCUUUGGCGAUGACACGAAGACGAGCAACUUUUUCUGGGGCAACGCGAGUGGCACGAAGAAAAGUUUUCUCGUGGAGCUCACGUCUGAGGAGGAGUUGCAGGACUUCCUGACCGCCGCCAGGACCCCCUCCGAAGAGACAUCGCUGGUGAUGGGGCAGGAGGAGACGCAACUGGAAGGGGAGGGAGAGGUGAUUAAUGAAUUGGAGGAUGAACAGAAGAGCCCCACGUCGACGAGCUCGUACUUGGGCACCCUCACCGAGGAAGAUGAAGAGGAGGAGGGGGAUGAGGACGUCAAUGGGGGCGUUGGAAGGGAGGGUGAGGCAGACGGUGUGAAUGGAAGGACGUCGGAUGGCGUGCGAGAGGCGGCCGAUACAUCCAUUGUGGUGAACGGCGAGGCGAGCACUGAGACGGAGCUCCACUGCGCAGUGAAUGGAGCAGCCGAGGUGGCCCCAACUUCACAUGAUGACGCCGAUGGCGGGGGCGCAUGUGCCAGCCCAGGUUCGGGGGUGCUUCGGGGCGGUCGCGGUGGCGAUUCAUCGAUCGAAAAGUGUGUAGUCGUCGCCGACGACGGCAUCCAGGACAUCAUUUUGGAGCAAGGUGAGUCUGGAGAGACACCGCAAGAGCCAUCUUUCCCAUCGAGUGCGACCCGUGGGGACACCUUGAGCCCUCUGCCACCGCCCGAGUCCCAAUCCUUGGCGUUCAGUGAUCAGUGCGUUCAAGUGCCAUCGCCACCCAGUCGCGAGGACCAUCCCCAACACCCCUGGUGCCCGUGCUCGGGCUCCCCGUGGCGGAGUCAAGUGAAAAUCCACUGCUGCCACCCGCAGGACUCGUCGUCUGGUCCGUGCAGCGGCGGAAGGAGUGGCCAGGAGAGAAGCUGCGGUGAUCAGGGUGGUGUGAACGUUGAAGUGACUUUCAAGGCGCACAUAAGUGUUGAAUUGUCUGAAGAGUCCUCGAGGCAAACACCAUCGAUUUGCGUGGAGGACGACAAACAGGAAACCAAUUGUGCGCCAGGCAAAAGUGAAAUCAGCCCCAGUGACGUGAACGGAAAUCCGGACGACUGUGUGGCUAAAAGUGAUUCCCCGCGACCCGUGCAGAAAUUGCAAGUGUACGGAACUCUUGGCUCGCCAUCAUUUGCGGACAACUUUGAGGCUAGUGUGCGGCUGAAGCGCCUCGAGGAGCGCCUGAAGAAGUUCACCUACACGAAGAAACUCCUCCGCGACCCACCCCAGGAGCCGCCAGCUGACGGGGACUUUGCCACCAUCCUCAAGAGCCUGGGUGGCGAGAGUGAGGUGAAUUUUGAUGAGUCUUGUUUACAUCCCACCAAGGAGUCAUCCGCUGAGUCGCACACUCGUGAGGAUUCGGACCCCAUCGAUCGGGCCCUUUCAUGCCACAAUCAGAACUCACACGGAGACUGCGAAGGGAGUCAAUUAGUGAGGCUCCUCUCGUCAGUGCAGAAGCUUUGUGAAUCUGGCCGAAGUGACGUGGGUGAGUGCAGGACAGGGUCUGGGAAAAUCGAUAGGGACACCACUGAGGUCGAAGCUCAGGUGUUGCCGACACAGACAGUGCACAAUGUGCUUUCUGGUGCUCACGCGAGAGGUGAUGUGCAGUGUUGUGUGAAAGCGGACGAAAAUAGCAACUUUCUCAGAGAUCCGCCGAGGAAGACCCACCUCAGUCCCGACUCCAGUUCCAUUGACUCAGCCGAGGAGUUGUGCAAACUCUUUCCCGAGGAAUCAAGGUCGUCACCCCCGCCCCCCAUCCACCCCAAGCGGCUCCCCUUCUUCUCCCCGCCCUAUCGGCCCUUCCGCGCCACCACUCCACCUCCGCCACCGCCGCCGCCCAAGACCUCGGCCUUCCGGAGCUGCGAAUUCGACGCUCUCAAGUAUGCCUCAGAAGGCGUCACGUACCCCAAUGGCCUGCUCGAGUGCUACGACGAGCUCGAGAGCGAUGUGAGCGAAGAGAGCGAUGACAAUACGUGCCAGUGCUCACUAGAAGCUGUGCCCCUGUACCAUCACCCGCUGGUCAUCAUGCGCGAGAGUGCCGGACCACUGAGGGGCCUCCUCAAGAAGCCCAACCGCCCGCCGCAGCAGCGCAAGAAUCGCGUGGUCUUCGACGAGACACGCAAUGAGUUCUUCGAGGCCGACUACAUCAUCCUCAUCCGUGAGGACUGUCCCUACGACGAGGAGGACGAGGAGCCGUGCACCUGCGGAGAGCACGAGCUCGUCCGUCUCUGCUGCGAGGAGGGAUGCCAGUGUCCCGGAUACACGGAUGAUUGCCGCACGCCUCAGAGUCCCAAGUAUGCUCCACCCAUGGAAUUUGUGGACCAGGCCACACUCAGUCCGCCCGAGGGCUACAAGGACGGCGGCGCCCUCACGAAUGCUCUCGGCGGCGCCCUGGGCGGCCAUGUGUUCGGCGCCCAGCACAUCCAGCAGCUGCAGGUGAUCCAGAAGCUCCAGCAGCAGCGGGCCGCGAUGCUGGCGGCCCGUGGCCAAGCCACUGCUCCCCAGCAAGGUGAUGCCUCGAUGCAGCAGCCCGUGUGCAUGGAGUGCGCCGAGUGCGCUGAGUGCGCCGCCAAGCAGAUGCAAGAAGAGUGCGAUUCGCCGUGUUCGGAUGAAACGGGAACGCUGGAGAUGCCACAUGUGGCAAUCGUUCCUAUCAAGACCACCUCGCCAGAGCGGCGGGUGACACAGAAGGAGAUCAUUGCUGGCGAGGAGAGACCCAAGUACUUGGCCAUCAAACAGCAAUUAGAGGCAGCGACUCAAGAAAAUGGAGUGGAGAAAGUCCGAUCGAGUGAAAAUCCAAGAUAUGUCGUCGAAACCAUAACAAUGACAACCGUCACUGAACGGCGAAUUGUGAGGCAAGCUAAUGAAACUGUGCCAUCAGGAUCUCACGGCAGUGUAGGAGGCAUUUCGGCGAGUGGAGCUCACCAGGGAGCGGCGGCAGGCGUUCCGGGAACGGCGGCUGAUCAUGCGGAUAGAUUGAAUGACUCCACGUCUAUUUCGGGCAUCUUGAAGGGUGGAAAACUGUGGAAGAGUGAGCAAACUCAGUGUGACGACACAACGAAUAUCACAUCGGACGAGGAGGGGAACGUGAAGCGCUCCGUGCGCUUCACGGAGAAUAUCAAGGAUACGGAGAGGGAAUUGUGCGACGGUGAGGUGCAGUCGGGUGAGGCGGAGGAGCAACGGCCCACAGAGAUAAUGCUGCUGAAGAAGCAAUCGAGCCUCUUCCACAACGCCCUGCGCCCGAACUCGGCACUGCGCCAGCUCUUCCCGGCCGUCUCCACUGCGUCCACGGCUGCGGCUCCGCUCACUCACGAGGCCCUCAGGGCGUUCGAUGAGUCCAAGAGGGGCCCCACGCUGGCCGCCAUCGGUGGCGGCGGUCUGGGAGUCAGCAGUGACUCCGAGACAGACACGAUUCGGCGCACAAUCGAGAGGAAUGCACUGAGGAGGUCGCUCAUCAAGUACGAGCCGAAGAAGAAGCCCGUCCGGCCGGACACGUCGCUCGAGGAGAGGAUCCGCCAACUCACAUGUGAUAUCGACGAACCGCUGGCGGAUGGGCAGGUGAAGGAUCUCAGAGGGGAUCUGGAGCGCAGAGAUAGUCCGGCUGGUGAGGAGAAUCCGCAGCAGUCGAAGUAUAUGCCAGACAAGAGCUUCUCGCCCAGCUCAUCGGCCAGCAGCUCCUCCAGUGGCUCCACGUCGGCCUAUCGCAAGAUCACGGACAUCUUCCAUCGCGAUCGACGCCAGGAGCGCAUUCCCGAGGCGGAUGAGAAUCCUAUUGUGAUCAUUCCUCAGGAUUGCCGAUGUCCUGCUGCUCCGGAUUUGGGAAUGGGUGUUCAGAUGCCACAGACACAUACGCAAAUACAUCAGACUCCGCCGCGUCAGAACGAGUCCAGGCGUCAGUUCCUCUCCACUCUGGCACCACUCACGGCGUGCGUGGCUGGCCAGAGAGAUGACUUCUCCUACUACACGCUCAGUGCCGGCGACCGCGCUUCCACGGCCAGCUCCCAGUGCUCAGAGUACAGCCUGGGUGACAUUGAGGCGGUGCUGCACGAUGAUGAGGUGAAGCAGGUGGCGCCGGACGUGAUUGCCGGCACUCCUGGCCAGGAGUCCGACGAACUGGCGGCUUUCGCGCAGCAGGAAGCCUCGCGCACAGAUCGCAUCAAGAAGCGCUACAGCGGCAAUGAGGCUCCCAAUGUCAACACCAACUCAACAGUGGCGUCCGACGAUGAUGACGAGCAGAAUGACUACGGAUUCAACAAGAGGCCGUCAGUGAGGGGAAUUAAGCCCAAGUUCGGCACCACCAAUGAGAUUCUGCAGCAAAUGCAGGCCCAAUUGGCCCAGCCGGGCCCAAUUCAGACAACACAGGUUGUCCAGCAGACACACACGACCAUUCAGCAGCCUCCGCCGCCGCACAUGAUCCAGAAGAUUCACCCAGCCAACGCCAUUAUCCACACCGUGACAUCGCAGCAGCAACAGCUGACCACAACUACAGGCUCCAAUGCCGCGCAGUGGGCCUACUUCUCCGCGGAGUCUCAGCAAACGCCUCCGCAGCAGCAGCAACAGCCGCAGCAGCAGCAGCUGCAGCGCAGCCAGAGCACCAGCGGAGCAUCCACGGAUGUCGUGGCCACGAAUGCCAACUACUACAAUCACCUGCCGGCAGUUCACGGGCGGCACAGCUUCCACGGGCAUCAUGAGGCCACAAUCUACCAGAAUUGCCACAGUGUGGUGGAGCAGCAGCAGUACGGACGCUUCGCCAGGAGCCCCACCCGCCGCCCAGAGUCGCCACCGCCGCUGAGGAACUACCACCAGACCAUGGUGCUCAUUCCCUACAACAACACAGAGUCCUUCGCCAGAUACGCCACGAGCAAUGAGCAAAUUCCUGGCCAACAAUUCAGGCGCUUGGAGUAUCAACAGGUCACCCAGCAGACGAUCCGCGUUCCCAUGGGAUACCCGCUGCCGGGCAUGCAGCUGCACGUGGUGGCGGGUCGCGGUGGCGCGCCGCACGCCAACUACGCGUCCUUCCCGCGCCCACGGCGUCCCGGCAACUAUGCGUACGUGACGCCAGGUGGUCAGGAGAAGGAGCCGCCGAGCGGUGGCGUGAAGUACAUCGAGCGCGGUGCUCCCGAGGGGGCGGCGAGCGCGCCACCCGGUGACGCGAGUGCCGGCAACGGUGCGCUCAUGUCACCCGUCUCGGGGGCGCCGCACACGACCUCCACGGGUGCCGCGCAGACGACGACGUCAGGAGUUACCACCACCACGUCCGCCCCCGCGACGGGUGCCGUGUUCUACGCCAUGAACGUCUGA